CACACACACACACACACACACACGCACAGAGAGACAGAGGAAGAAACAGGACUGGUCUCUGCAGGUGUUUCUUUACUCCUUUGGAAACGUCAGGCUGGGCUGCGUUGAUGAUGGCUGUUGAAUAGUAGGCAAUAGGAAAGCUAAUAUUCCGUGCCCUCUGCACUUCUUGGGUCCCAAAGCGACCACAGCAGCAGAGAAGUAAAAAUAGCAGGCGAUGAUGAACAAGGCCUGGGCGGGCAACAGGAACUGGAGGAUGCACGAGCCCUGUGGUGGCUCCAUGGCCACAUCCACUCAGAGCAUGUCCACUUGCAAGCAGUGAACACCCAGGAGUCAAGUGAAUGGUAUGAUGCUUUCCAGUGAAGUCUUAGCCUAUGGUCUCUGGGAACCCAAAUGACUCUAGAACCCUGUGCCAAUGGAGUCUUGAUAAUUUGGAAUCCUUCCUACUUCUUCCUGUAUAUUGCCUUCAGAUAUAACACUUCAGAAUAAAGUAUCUAGACUUAAAGUUUCUAUAUACAACCCAAAGAUAUUUAUGCAAGUGGUCAUCUGUAAACAGAUCACUUGUGUCUCCAACUGAGAAGCAGAGAUGCCACCAGCUUCUAGCGCCCCACCACCGUUCCCACCUCCUCCUGAUGGAGGGUGGGGUUGGGUGGUAGUGGGAGCAGCUUUUAUUUCCAUUGGAUUUUCCUAUGCAUUCCCCAAAGCCGUGACAGUAUUCUUCAAAGAAAUUCAACAGAUAUUCAACACCUCCUACAGUGAAAUAGCAUGGAUAUCAUCCAUUAUGCUGGCCAUUAUGUAUGCAGGAGGUCCCAUCAGCAGUAUUUUGGUGAAUAAAUAUGGCAGCCGGCCCGUCGUGAUCGUGGGAGGCUUAUUAUGCUGUUUGGCGAUGGUCUUGGCUUCUUUCAGCAAUAGCGUAGUAGAGCUUUACCUCACCGUGGGCUUCCUCGGAGGUUUAGGCUUAGCCUUCAACCUGCAGCCUGCCUUAACCAUAAUCGGCAAAUACUUCUUUAAGAAACGACCCAUAGCAAAUGGAUUGGCCAUGGCAGGAAGUCCUGUUUUCUUAAGUAGUUUGGCUCCUUUCAACCAGUACCUUUUUAAUACGUAUGGCUGGAAAGGAAGCUUCUUGAUUUUGGGUGGCAUAUUUUUGCACUCUUGUGUGGCUGGGGCCCUCAUGAGACCCCUUAAGGCCAAAAACAGUGCUUCUCGGUCUAAAAAUAAGAUUGAUGUAAAAGGAGAUGAUUUGGCGGAGAAGGAAACCAGUGCGAUAUCCACAAAAGGAAAUAUUAACAAAUACUUAGAUUUCUCCCUCUUUAAGCAUCGAGGAUUUUUGAUCUACCUGUCUGGGAAUGUCAUUAUGUUUCUGGGUUUUUUUGCCCCCAUUAUCUUCCUGGCUCCCUAUGCUAAGGACAAGGGGGUGGAUGAGUACUCCGCAGCCUUUUUGCUGUCCGUCAUGGCUUUUGUGGACAUGUUCGCCAGGCCCUGUGGAGGCUUAAUUGCAAACUCCAAAUAUAUCCGCCCCAGAAUCCAGUAUUUCUUCAGCUUUGCCGUCAUGUUCACGGGGAUCUGCCACCUCCUGUGCCCGCUAGCAGAGACCUACUCCAGCAUGGUGGUCUAUUCCAUAUUUUUUGGCUAUGGGUUUGGAAGUGUGAGCAGUGUCCUCUUUGAAACUCUCAUGGACCUAGUAGGUGCCGCCAAGUUUUCCAGUGCCGUUGGACUUGUCACAAUUGUGGAGUGUGGCCCUGUGCUUCUUGGCCCUCCUCUUGCUGGUAAAUUGGUGGAUAUAACUGGACAAUACAAGUACAUGUACAUGGCUAGCGGGGCAAUUGUGGUAAUAUCCAGCAUCUGGCUGCUCAUUGGAAAUGCCAUCAACUACAGACUACUUGCAAAGGAAAGGAAGAUGGAAAAUGCAAAGAGGCAGACAUCCUCGCAAUACUCCAAAGAAUCUGAACCCUUGAGCAAACCUACGCACAAGGACACGGUAGUGAACAUUUCAAAAGCACACGGUUCUCCCUCAGAAAGGGAAAGUAACAUCUAACAGGAACCACAUCAGCCAUACCAGUGUAUGUCACUUUACACAGGAGUUUUGUGUGUGUGUGUGUGUGUGUGUGUGUGUUUCAAAAUGCUUCGAAGGAUUUUAGCUGAAGAAGGAGUCACAAUUAUGGAUCAAAAUGAGAUUUUCUAAAAUGACAAAUCGUGAAUUAGUUUUACACAACUUGAAUAGUUAAAUUUUGGGGUUAUACAUACAAUGAAUCCUUCCAGUGGACUGUUUUUUUUUUUUCCCUAUACUUAACUCAGGAUGCAAUAGUAAAAAGAACAAAUUAACAUUUAAUUGGCAUAUGGUCAUGGAUGUAGGACAAGAUCUACUUCUGAAAUUCCUGGUUUUUUUAGUUGGAAGGACAUUUAAUCCCACAUAGUGACUGCCUUCAUAGUCACUAUAUUUUUUUAUUUGAUAGUAACUAUUAAUUACAAUUAAGGAAUUAUAUUUUUCUUCACAUACACAAAG
Jaculus jaculus (lesser Egyptian jerboa) is the source of this 2500-nucleotide messenger RNA. RefSeq names its product solute carrier family 16 member 7 (gene Slc16a7). NCBI's taxonomy places the organism in Eukaryota, Metazoa, Chordata, Mammalia, Rodentia, Dipodidae. Gene Ontology annotation, molecular function: monocarboxylic acid transmembrane transporter activity. Gene Ontology annotation, cellular component: membrane. The coding region runs from base 584 to 2032 and encodes 482 amino acids. Gene Ontology annotation, biological process: monocarboxylic acid transport; transmembrane transport. The transcript has 7 exons. The record is from RefSeq and is a predicted model, not a curated record.